UAUACAGUCUAUGGCAUAGAUCUAUGGGUCAAGCCAGAAUAGAUCCAAGCAGCGACGUUUGAUUUUAGCGAAAGCAUGCAGACUUUUGAUCUAUCUGACUCGCCAUAGUCUCACAUUUUUCCCCCGUAUGACGUCACAGCCUUGCUAACACAGACGGUUGCUGAACUUUCCAGUAUUUGUGUUCAGGAUUCCUCCUUUAACAGCGAUCCUAACUGUCAGGUAGGUGGAUCUACAUCACAUCAGAGUAUUUAUGUGGAUGUCGUUAUCUAUCGAGGGCUCUAUCACGGCGUAAACGCUCUCAGGGAGCCUGUUUGAGAUCUGUUUAUUUUUCGAUCACUGUGUUUGCUAACUUGUGUUAUUAGCCGUGUAGUCAACAUUCAUACGCGACAAAAACAAUCAGCUGUGGUCGUUUAUUCGCAACGACAGGACUAGGUUGACUCUGGCGCAGCUGAAUUAACUAUAUAGAGAUUUAACCGCGAGUUCAGCAGGUUAGUAGACAAUGUCUGGUAACAUCUGUGAACAGCAUUUGUCAGUUUUGCACAACACGUGCUGUUUAGUUACUCAGCUGUAUAAUAAUAACAACAUUAAACCUUCAGUUAGCAGUAUGUGCUUCAUCCUGUGGUGUGGAAAUACUGGACUGGCCUCCAGUCCAUAACCCCGACCUCAGGCCUCUUUAACUCACAUCAUCUACCUCCCUCAUUUAAAGUCUGGUGUUGACUGAAUGGAAGCAAAUGUUUUUAGCAGUUUCACCAAGUCUUGUGGUGAGAACCACGACCUGCAGAGUAAAAAGUUCUCAAACCGAUCAGCCACGGUCACUCUAAGGUGGAGGAAUGUCAUUGAUUAGCUAUUGAUUGACAGCAAAUGAACAUGUUGUUCCUGCAGUUGGGAGCAAGGCAUGCAGACAGGGUUAGGGGCCUGAUGAGCAACUUUAACAUACAGUGGAUCCAACCCUGAUGGCUAGAUUAGUGGGGGUCUGAGUGCAGGUUGAGACCCCUGGGGUUGCAAAAAACCUUGAAGAUAGAAUUUUGUCAUUUUAAAGUUGUAUUAUGCAUCCAUUUUCUACCGCUUACUCCCAUUCCCUGGGCCAAGGGGGGGCGGGGCUGGAGCCUAUCCCAGCAUCCUUGGGCGAAGGCAGGGGACACCCUGGAACAGUCGCCAGUUCAUCGUAGGGCUGACAUAUAGAGACAAACAACCAUCUACGCUCACAUUCACACCUACGGGCAAUUUGAAAGUGGCCAAUUAACCUAACCUAAGCAUGUUUUUGGGAUGUGGGAGGAAACUGGAGUACCCGGAGUAAACCCACGCAGACACAGGAGAACAUGCAAACUCCACACAGAAACGCCCUGAGCCAGAUUUGAACCCAGGACCUUCUUGCUGUGAGGCGACAGUGCUAACCACUACACCACUGUGCCGCCCUAAAUUGUAUUAAUUUGCUAAAAAUAUAUAAGAUAUAUAAUCAGACAAAGAUGAUGCAUCAACCAUGCGUCAAAAAAUGUUGCGACUGUUUUCCAUUUUCUUUUUGCCACUUGGUUUUUACCUGACCAUGCCAGCAGCAGCAGGUUUAUUUAUGUCAGCACCUCAACGUAUAAGUAGGCUGUUUUCUUACAUACCAGUUAAACUAUGUAUUGUUGACAUCACUGCUUUUCUCUAUCAGCUUUUGGACUAACUUAUUAGUGUACACCCACAGCCAUGAGCAAUGAUAUCGGCAUCGUAUAUCAGCAAUCAGCUUGACCUGCUUUCACACAAUCAGUAUCUGCAUUGACCUCUGGAAAACUGUAAUCAGUCGACCUUAAAGGAAGCAAAACCAGUGAACCAGUUACGUGGUUCGGGCUGCCAAGGCUCUCAGUAAUGCAUGAAGUGUGAGGGCUGGCCCAUGUGGUCUGACUGAACAGAGGAGAUGCUGGGGUUCAAACUGCUGAAAAAAAUCAAGCAGGUUCUGACAGAAAAGCAUCAGAAUUCUCAGUGCAUCACAGUCCCUAUUCACAGCUAUAAGGACCUACAAUAGACAUACAGGGCAAUGGAAGAAGUAGGCCUGGACAUGUUUAAGGUGUUGCUAUGGUUUCCAAAUUCCCCAAAUCUUUCUCGACUGAAGCAUCCACUGAUGAUCUACAAAGACCCCAAAAGAAAAAAAAAGACUGGAUUGGAACACUGGAUCGGCGUCAUUCAUCAGAUAUCCAAUCCAAUUAAUUUGUCAAUAUCGGAGCGGAUAUCUGAUCCGAAUAGCGGAUCAGUGCAUCCCUAGACACAACAUACAAAAAUAUGAGAAAACAGUCAAAAAGAGUUACAUGGGCCAAAGAUAAGACACUUAAAUCAAAACACAAUACCUAGACAGUAAGAAUAUGUUAGAUAGAUACACAUCUAUAUCCAAAUGAGCAUGGCUCUACCUGAUUAGUACAAGAGUGCUGCUUUGGGGUGAUUUAUUUUAUCAUCAUACGGCGGUGAAGUUCAGGGUGAAACUACACAAUAUUCACCUUGUUCUGUGAACCUUGAUUUUGAGUCAGGCGGUUGUAUGUUUUUGGUGCUGCAGGGGAUUGUUUGCUUAUUCAAGCCGAUAUUUGAUGUAACAGUGUAUUCAAGGACAUUGAUCUGUUAUCAGGUGUCACUUCAGCACAAUCACUGUUUGUUUUGAAAGGCUGCGAGCAGAAGGUUUUGCCCAGCUUUCUGCUAAUCAAAACAACAUGAAAUCGGUCACAGAUUACACGCUUGAACUACUUUUGCACAUAGUUUUACUGAACCUGUCUUUAGUUAAGCAGUGUUUGCACAGUUUGACUCUUAUCUGGGUAUAUAGCGCUGUAGAAGCAGAACAAAAAGUAGAACAUCCUGUGCCAAACAGCUCAGGACUUUGUGCUGUUAUACCUGUAGGUUUUUAUUUGUUUGCAAUGAGAUACUCCCUCCCUCUGAACCGUACUGAAGUUCGACCUAAAUAUACCUACAUCAGUAUAGUGUCCUGCAGGGAACAGCAUCAGGUUACCUCAUUUAUAAAUAAGGAGCCAUCUCUUAUAGCUUAGCCUAUAACAAACUUUACAUUCUGUUUCUAUUUUUGAACUCAAUCUAAUCUGAUCUAAAAGCAGAAAAGGACAGCUUUUACCAGAGUUCAGUUACAUGUCUUAACUGUUGUCUUUUUUCAACAGCUGGUGUGAGAACUUUUCUGAGAUCCAAAAGCGAGAGUCAUGCUUCGCUGCAGGAAGUGUCGGAGGGGCAUCAUCGAGGCAACUUCUCUGUUAACGGUGAGUCGACCCUUUUUAUUUCUUUUCUUUUGUUAAUAGAAAAUCAGGUCUGAUGCGGUUCUUUUGAAACACUUGCACAUCUACUUUAGGAGUGUGCAAAGAUACUUCAUAGGCUGUUAAAAAUGUACACAAAAAUAAAGAAUAGUUUUUGCAAUGUCAGCCCAUCUAUCACAGAUCUACAAAAGAGGAUUAGGGCUACAAGAAGAGGAAAAAAUAAUUACAGGAGGGAGAUUUUUUUAAAUUUCCAUUUUGAGAUUAAAGUCGAAUUUUCAAAAAGUUGAAAUUUCGACAUUAUUCAUGUCAACUUUGAUCUCAAAAUUUAAUUUUUUUUAAUCUCAAAAUUUUGACAUUAUUCAUGACAAUUUGACAUUUUGUAAUCUUGAAAUUUCGACUUUGAUUUGAUUUGAUUUAUUUGGGAUCUCCCUUAAACCAAUUCACAAUAAAUCAAUGCAAAUAUCUGAUAUGUAUAAAAUGCCCCAUGUAAAAAAGUAAACAAAAUAAUAAUAAUAAUGAUAAUAAUAACAAUAAUAAUAAUAAUUAUACAUAAAAUAAACAAAGAGAAUACAUACAAAUACACAAUACAACAAUUGAUAAACAAUAACAGAUAGCUCCUGAGUUGGCAGUCAUGUAAAGUAUCUACAUAUCCUGAAAGCACUAUAUAUUCAUAUAUAUGUACUCACGUAUACAUACAUACAUAAAUACAUACAUACACACAAAAUACUUGCCAUCUUAAUAUUAAAUUUCUGUUGUGAAAAGGUGUUUCUUGACUGAGUUCUUGAAAGUGAUUUUACUGUCUUUGGGUAGCGUAAAUUUUCCACUAGUCGCAUGUCUGGUGACAUAGCUAUGUUGAUCAGAACUAAAAUCUAAAUUUUUAUACAAGAUUUACUUUAAUUUCCUUCCCGUAAUUAUUCUUUUUCUCUUCAUGUGGCGCUAAUCCUCUUUCGUACAGAACAGCACUGAGUCUCGGCUGAAUGUGGAACAGCUUAAAGUACACUACCAGACAUGCUGUGUGGCACCAUAAUUUAUGACUCCCAGUGCUGCUCCCUGUGUUAUGAAUUCAAUUUGAAAAGUUUAGUUUUGUACAAAUAUGAUGGGUCAGUGUCAGUCAGUAGUUGUUCCACUUAUAUCAACAAGUUGUCAAUUAAGAGGCCAUGUGCGGUCAACAACAUCACCACAGGUAUUUCGGUGUCACCAGGGUUCAAAAGUUCAGAGAUAAAUCCUGCUGCAGUCGUAAAAACACAUCUGCUCAGUCUGAUCUGUUUUAAACUGUCCUCGCUGUUUCUGCGUCUGUACAUCACAGCAGGAUGAAGACACAGAUGAACACAUAUCUUCUCCUUGCAACAUUUGGCAUGUGAACAUCGACACUCUGCCAGAGUGGAUCCUCAACUCGGUCAACCAGGUAAGUGUGUCACCUCAGGGAUGUGUGCCGUUUCGAUGAUUUUUCAACCUUCCACCUUUUAACAGCUGAGUGAAGCAAUUUGAAGGCAUCACCAUGGACAUAUGAUAAGCAAUAUUUCGAAUUCAAAAAGAAAUGAGUAGAUUAACUCAAGAAAAUCCAAAACGUGAUAGUUGUAGCUUCAUUUUUCAUCACAGAAAUAAAGGCGAUAGAUUCAACAUUAAGUAUUCUGAAAGAACUCGUGAUAUCCUCUUUCUUUAGGCCCAGUGGACUGUAGGGAAACUCAACUGCCAGUAUUGCUCAGCUCGUUUAGGCGGCUUCAACUUCAUUAACUGUGUCGACUGUCCUUGUGGUCUGGAUGCCAGCGUCCACCUGAACAAAAGCCGCGUGGAUCGUGACAACAGAAGCCGUGUUCUCAUUGUCCAGCCCAGAGGGAUGAGGCCUGACAGAGCACAGAGGGCUGAUCUGCUGACAGACGGCUUUCAAAGUCGGGAGCAGAGGCCUGAAUUCAGCAGGACCGCGCUGGAUAGUUUACAUCAGAGGUGCGUUUCUGGGGUUUCUUCCAGCAGCCCUGCUGUGGUCUCUCACCCCCCACCAGGCAGUGACAACAACCAGUCCUUUUCUUUCAGUCCUCUUAACUGCAUCUCUCACAGGAGACGAUGCAGUUUGGAGGAGGAUGUUGCCGUUAGGUCGUCGUGCUUUUGCCCCGCUGGCCCUUUGCACAAGUCCGCUUUGGAGAUGAUGAGUGCAGAGACGGUGGAGUCAACUCGGUCGCCUGCUCUGUAUCCCGUCAGUCAGCAGUUUGACUCUGACGGUGAAGCCCCAGUCAACACCGUCACCUGCCAUUCAUUCGUCUCGGGAAGGAUAUGGUCACCUGACUCACCCCUGGACCAGCAGCUGCUGCAAACUGCGGAGGAUGCCGAGUCUUCACCUGAGACCACAGGCAUCCGCGAAGAGGUCUCCGACUCAGCCCUGUUCCUCAGAGGGAGAUCCAUCUCUGGCAGUGUGGCAGGACAGGACCAAGAAGAGCUGGUCAGUUACACUUACUGACAGUUACUUGUAAAUGUUUUACACAUAAUAGCACUGUUCUAUUAUUUAUCUCUUACUUUUGUAGAGUAACUCCAAUUACAUUAGAGUUGAGAUAGUGAGUAAAAAUAUCAAAACUGCAAAAAUGCUUGUUUUAUGAAACUCUUUUAGACCAAAAAUUUCUCAGUGGGAUAGCAUUAGGCCUGCACGAUAUAUCGUUUGAAUAUCGUCAUCGCGAUGUACCUGUGUGCGAUAGUCACAUCGCAGAGCCUGCGAUGUCGGAGGUGAAUGAACUCUGUUAAUUUCAAGAGUAACUGACUGAGAUACACUGCAUGUGACUCUGCAUGUGCUUUGCAGCGAUCCACCAAUCACCUUAGUUCUUUACUCAGUUGCCAAUCAGACUCAGGUCUCAGGUGCCAAUCAGACUAUCCUGCCAGCUGUCAAUCAAAAUCAGAUAGGAGGAAACCCACCCCUGCACAUGUCCUGCACAUGGAGUGAGACGCGUCAGCUGAGAAUUACUUUCGGAACAUUCUUCAUCACUGUUUAGCACAACAAAUAAGAACUGUAUGGGUUUUCAAUUGUACAUUUCCGUGGACCACUCUACUAUAAGCAGUGCGCGUUUUGUGAGGUGCAUGCAAUUCUCGGAGGACAUGCGUUUCUCGGCACAACCCCGGUAGCAACAACAACAACGAUCGCAAACUAAGCAACAAGCAGAGAAAACCACAGAAGAUAAGGACUUGUUGCCAAAAAGAAAAGGAAAGUCAGUUAUCUGGAAUUAUUUCGGUUACAAGAUGGAUAAUGUCGACCAAAACACGUGUUCUGUGUUCAUCUGUUUCCACAAUAAAAGCUAAAAAUAUCCCCGAGACAGAAGCCGUUCUAUUAACAUUCACAAAAAGAGGCAAGAUCAGAGCAGGUUAACUGUCCUCAAGAUUUCAGCAGUGCAGCAUAAGAUUAAGUGCUAUUCAGGUCAUCUGGUGAAAAUUCCUCUAUAUUUUAAUAUCGCAGUAUAUAUCGCAGGGUUGAAAAAAAUCGCAAUAUUAAUUUUUUCCAAUAUCGUGCAGCCUUAGAUAGCAUUACUUUGUUUUUCAUGGACUUUGAUGGCAAGAAAAAAUGUAGAUUUCUGGUCGCCCUCUCAGCCUCAAGCCUUUCCAACCUCCCUGGGUUCCAACAGACUGAACAAAAGGGAGAAAAACCGCCUUAAGAGUCUGCAGAGGAAGCAGAGGAGGAGAGAGCGAUGGCUGAACAGUCAGCUGGAGCUGGAGCAGGUGAGACACUUCCAUACGAUUCGAUACGUGUGCAGGGUUGGAUUACUAAUGUCAUCAAAGGUUGUAUAUGUCUUUAAAAUGAGACUUGGAAGAAGAGAAGAUGAAGCUGUAUAGAUUCAUGCUUCAGAAUCUAUGUGUGUGUUUCUAGGCUGAGAAAGUGAGCGCUCCACUGUUGGACAGCGAGGAGGAGGACAAAGAAGGCCUCACCUGCGCUGUGUGUCUCGACGUUUACUUCAGCCCGUACUGCUGUCAGCCCUGCUGUCACGUCUUCUGUGAGCCGUGUCUCCGCACCAUUGCCAAGAACCGACCAGCGAACACACCCUGCCCACUCUGCCGCACACUCAUCUCUCAAACCACCUUCAGUAAAGGUGAGAUUGAGCUCGUUUGAGGGUCACAUAUAGUACCUUCUGAAAGCUCCUCAUGGAUGCUUUAAUCUUUAAACGUCCUUGUUUUUCAGAGCUUAACCAGGCAGCGAAAACCUUCUUCCCUAAAGUUUACUGCAGCCGUAAGCAGAGUUUCCAUAACGCUCCAUGUGCAAAGUGGCCGCUGCCCAGCUGUCGCAAACGCUUCAGGACCUUUUGGGGUAAGAAACGGUAUUUUUUAAAACACUGUGAAAUUUUGAGACAGAGUAGUUCCAGGAUUAUUCUGGGUUGUUACCAUGAGGUGAGAUACAGAUGUGAAAAAUGAGACUGACCUCAUUCUAACCCGUAUCUCAUGGCCUAGAAUCAUUGAAGGUCCCGAGAAAACAGAAUCUUUUUUUACUGUCUUCCUCCCAUAAAUUUAACUGCAAAAUGAAACGUUAUCUUGGCAGCAGCUGACUGUUUGCUCCGACAAAAAGCUUGUAACGUUGUUAAACAGCAGUAGAAAAGUCUUUGAUAAACACUAUUGCAAAGUGAACUCACCUAACAUGAUAGGAAUAAUGGUGCAAAUGUUUAAAACACUAUGGCAAGGAAGGAAAGAAGAAAUCACUAAACUUUUCAGUGUAACUCUUUUUAAUGUGGGAUAUUAUCAUGACUAAUGGACCAAUCGGCUAACGGGAGAGACAGAUUAUUUUAUUCUAGCUGUUUAUUCGUUCACUGUUUUUCAUUUGAAGUUACAGCCAAUUGAAAGCGUCUGUCGUAAAUUACUGUAAACUUUUUAUUUUUGAUCAGCCAUACUUUUUAGGUGUUACCUGAAUGUCAAAACUGAGUAUAAAACAUUUCUCUAGAUCAGUGGUUCUCAAGUCCAGUCCUCGAGGCCCACUGUCCUGCAUGUUUUGGAUGUUUCCCUGCUUCAACACACCUGAUUCAAAUGAUCAGCUCGUUAUCAAGCUCUGUAAUGGCUUAAUAACGAGGUAAUCAUUUGAAUCAGGUGUGUUAAGAUGGUCUCUUCAGAACUGGUGUGCAACCGACAUAGCCAGCCUUAAAUUUCCAUAGUUUGACCGUUGGACCUGCCCCUUCUCUCAAACAGCUUUCAUUUUAACUAGUUUAGAUCAUUUUUGAUGUGACUACAGUCCAUUAUUACCUGUAUUUUUUUCAACAUGUGUCACAGUGGUAUCAGCAAUCAUGAAGCUGCAGGUGUAGAGAAGUGAGCAGUGUCAUCAAAAUGAAGUUAAGGCCCUUAGAAUAAAGUGAAGAACUGAUGUAUGGUCCCUGUGUUUUUUUUUAGUGAUAAUUAUUAUACAUUUUUUUCAAAAAGGUUCAGAAAAUUGACGCUUAAAAGAGUUUUUAAAUUUCAUAAAUGUAGAGAUGAAAUUACUUGUAAAUGAUGGGGUUAAAUAAUCUUAAUCUCAGUCUCAAUGAAAAUAAUCAUGAUUAUGAUUUUUGCUAUAAUCCAUCAGCCCAAUGUUGUAUUGCUUCUCAGGAAUUACUCUGAAAGCUACCUUGGAGUACAGUUUGUGUGUUUAUCUGUGUCACUGCAGAGGAUCGGAGGUACGCAGCCAUGGCAGGGAGACGCUGGCACUUUGUUCAUGGAGGUUUCACUCUAGGCGCUUUGGACCUCACAGACAUGCGUGGCUGGCUCUUCGACAUCGGCCCGGUCAUGGUCUACGUCCACUCAGUCAACUGGAUCCUGGUUCUGCUGUUUCUUGGUUUCCUCAUGUAUUACUUUUUUUUUUAAGACUAUGAGGAACAGUACAGAGUUUGAAGUGCAGGUGUGUUUGUUUUUUUAUUUCUCUAAGUGAGGGUUGCUGUAUGAUUUUGGUUUAACCAGUUCGACUGGUCACUUCAGGAGCAGAAAUCUAAAAAAUUGCCAAAAAAUCCUGAAAAAAGUGAAUUCUUCACAAAUUAGUUUAUGAAAUACUUGAAGGAAAUCAGUCAAGCCCCUUCCUUGUCAGUGUUCAGCAAUGAAAUCCACUACCUCUGCAAUCUAAAGGAACCCAUUUCAGUCUACUUUUACAAAGCUCUAUAUUUUUAGUUUUUGUGAAAGGUGUUUCUAGUAUUUUGGGCAUUUCAUUAAUUUACAACUAGUGCACUUUUCACUAUAAUCAAGGUGUGGUGGCUGAUAUCUGUUAUAUUUAAGGGAUAAAAUAGUGAAUUCACUGAAAAUGUUAAAUUUUAUUUACUUGUACUGACUCUGUUAAUAGAUCCCCUAAUGUUAGCAGGGUAACCCUUUCUUUUAUGGUACACUUAUUACCAGGUAAUUAACAGGUAAUUACCUAGUAACAACAAUUAUCUGGUUAUUACAUGAUAACUACCAAGUCAAUACUGUCUAGUUUUUCUUUUUUUCUGUGCAGCUCCAUUUUCAAAAGCUAUUUGGGGUUCUUAUUUUCUAUGAUUGAUGAUACCAGAUAAUUUCAUGUUGUUACUAGGUAAUUACCUGUUAAUUACCUAGUAAUAAGUGUACCGUAAAAGAAAGGUUUACCAUUAGCAGUGGUCCUUGUAAUAGUUUGAAUGCAGUCAUACACCCAGAGGUGUCCUAAAAUAACAAGCAGGACUCCAUUAAGACACUGGAUAUUGCCAGAAGCAGAAUAACUUUUCUUUCUUCUUACUUUGACCAACGUGAAGACUUGUUGAAGUGGCAGACUUGUUUGGUUGCAGCUGUGGUGUAGUCGGUUUUGUUUCUUGGACAACAAACAUUAGAGAAACCAAGUCUGAGGGUUAUUAAAUCAAUAGGUGCCACGAAGUCAAACAAGCCUACUUUAUCUAGAAGCAGGGAAAAGUGUUUGUCUGGUCUCAUGUAAAGUUUAACCAGUGGAUUGCCAACAAAUGAUCAUUCUGCAUCUCAAACUGGAUUUGUACUGUUCAGAGAUGUGAAACAACACAUGUCCAUAAAAUGUCUCAGAGAGUUUAAAAAAAAAAUACAUAACUAUACUGUGAAGAGAAUCCAGAGACUUUUUUGUUUUACUAAAGAGUAAUCUGGAAAAGUUAUCAGGGUGUUUUACUGAGUGAAAGAAGGAGCCAAAUAACGAGGAUUUAAAUAAAAUACAAACAAGCUAGAAGCUUUUUGAAAACACUUUUAAUUCAGAGUGUUUGUGAUGGUUUCUUUCCAAAGUAGAGGGACACUCAGGAAUGAAAUACUACCCCUAUUUUACUAUGAUUAACAGAAGAAAAACAUGAUUAAUAAACUGAUAAAAUAUCUAUGUCAGUGUGGUGCCUUUGCUUCCUCUGUGCCUUCUCCCAACAGGUAACACGAAACUGGAAUUAAGUAGUUUUAGCUCACCGGCAGAAUAAAAAAAGAGUUCUAGUGGAGCUGAAAAAACUAAAAACUGAAAUCUCAAUUGUUAGUCCGUUGGAGACUUUUCAAAUCUAGCUCACUAUAGCUUUAUUUUUCCCAGGCUGCCCACCCCACCGCUGAGUCAGCAAGAGUAAGGCCUAAUUAAACAUGUGCUGAAUCUACAUAAGUGGUCUCAGCUGAUAUAUGCGCACCUGUGAGCCUAUGCUGCUUGACAAUUACACUACCACCUUACAGGUGCUUCUUUGUUUAUGUUGGAGAUAGAGGGAGCAAAUGUCAAAAAGGCCGUCUCUGUAGUGUGUUACCAAUCAACGUGACUAACACUAUCUUUUUCAUGUUUCAAUGGCAGUGAAAAUUACCCACUGUUAGGCCUCAUAAGUGAGUUUAAAGCUGCUGUUUAGGAACUUUUAGUUUGUGUGGACUUGUGAACCUCUUUUUCUCUACAUGUAAAAGUUAUGUUUCCGGACAGAAACCAAACCCUGAGUAAAAAAAAAAAAAAAAUUCACCUUCUUUUACAGUAACUGCUGUAAAAGCACUGAUUCCACACAGUGCUGUCAGUCCUCUUAUUUGACACAAUCCCCCUCACAGCAAUUUUAGGCAUUAAAAAAAAAACAAGAAAAAAAAAAAAACAGUGAGUUUGCCAGCCUUAUGAGAGAUUAUGAUUAUCACGCCCACUGACCAAUGCAAAGAAAAGUGAAUGGCUGUACUGAGAAAUAUCUUAAAUGAACAACAACAACAUAUCCACUUAUGGAUUUCUUGUAUUUCUCUACAAGCUGAAUACUACACACAGUACAUGUUCAUAUUGCAGGCUAUGUUGAUUACAUUUAGGACACUUCAAUUAAUGAACUAAAUUAUUAGCAAUUUUUCAAAUUCAUCAUGAAUUUCAUAACUUUUGCCAUGUUCUGAUCCUGUUAUUAGGCUGCUAACUGUAGAGAGCUGUUUGACCACUAGAUGGUAGCAGUCUAACUGAUGUUGUGAUAGAUUUUUAGCAGGCCAGGUGACAGUCGAAUUUCUUUAAGUGCUGUUUCCACAAAUAUACUGGAGGUUUUUUUUGAAGAUAUAUGUUUGAAAUGAAUAUUCUUGCUGUUGCAGUCACUAGAGGCCAACCUGAAAUAAAUAAAUAGAAAUAAAGAUUAAAACUUGGAAGACUGAAA
Messenger RNA from Xyrichtys novacula (pearly razorfish), 11719 nucleotides. NCBI's taxonomy places the organism in Eukaryota, Metazoa, Chordata, Actinopteri, Labriformes, Labridae. The record is from the annotation of a GenBank genome assembly.